GCCCUGCUGCCCUCCGCCGCUUGGGCUGCCCGUGGCCGGACGUAGUAGCCGUGGUAGAGGGUGGGGGUCAGGAUCUCUUCUGGCAGGAGGCCUGGGGGGCAGAGGGGGAGAAGGAGAGAGGCGGGAUGAGGGACGAGGGGUGGGAAGGAGGUGAACUCUGGGGAGAUCGGGGGUGAGGCCCGGGGAGCGAGGAGGGGAGAGUCGGAAGAAGCAGGGGAGGGAGGGAUGACAGGGACUGGACAGAGGGGACUGAGAAGGGAAAUGGGGGCGGGGAGCAAACCUAACGCGAUCUGGGGGGUCGGAGGGGAAGCCCCCACGCCCAGGCAGACGCGGCAGGUGUCAGCACCGCGGGCACAGCCCGCACCAAGCUCAGUGAGUACUGGAAGCUUCACAAGACUGCGUAUAUAAGGGGCUGGCUGGAGCUGCAGCUGAAGGAGCUGACCGGCCAGCUGACCCUCUACAUCCACCCAGCCGCCAUGGACAUUGCCAUCCACCACCCCUGGAUCCGCCGCCCCUUCUUUCCUUUCCACUCUCCCAGCCGCCUCUUUGACCAGUUCUUUGGAGAACACCUGUUGGAGUCUGAUCUCUUCCCAGCUUCUACUUCCCUGAGCCCCUUCUACUUUCGGCCGCCCUCGUUCCUGCGGGCACCCAGCUGGAUUGACACUGGGCUCUCAGAGAUGCGUCUGGAGAAGGACAGAUUCUCUGUCAACCUGGAUGUGAAGCACUUCUCCCCCGAGGAACUCAAGGUCAAGGUGUUGGGAGAUGUGAUUGAGGUGCACGGCAAACAUGAAGAGCGCCAGGAUGAACAUGGUUUCAUCUCCCGGGAGUUCCACAGGAAAUACCGGAUCCCAGCUGAUGUGGACCCUCUCACCAUUACUUCAUCCCUGUCAUCUGAUGGGGUCCUCACUGUGAAUGGACCAAGGAGACAGGCCUCUGGCCCCGAGCGCACCAUUCCCAUCACCCGUGAAGAGAAGCCUGCUGUCACUGCAGCCCCCAAGAAGUAGAUGCCCUUCCUCUAACUGCAUUUUUUAAAACAAGAAACCUUCCUCAUCAGUGAAUGAAAAUCUUGUGACUAGUGCUGAAGCUUAUUAAUGCUAAGGGCAGGCCCAAAUUAUUAAGCUAAUAAAUAUCAUUCAGCAACAGA
This is a messenger RNA of Sus scrofa (pig), 1144 nucleotides long. The record is from RefSeq and is a predicted model, not a curated record. Lineage: Eukaryota; Metazoa; Chordata; Mammalia; Artiodactyla; Suidae.